Messenger RNA from Ostrea edulis (European flat oyster), 3540 nucleotides. RefSeq names its product heat shock 70 kDa protein 12A-like. The record is from RefSeq and is a predicted model, not a curated record. Lineage: Eukaryota; Metazoa; Mollusca; Bivalvia; Ostreida; Ostreidae. The transcript has 5 exons. The coding region runs from base 340 to 2082 and encodes 580 amino acids. Gene Ontology annotation, molecular function: ATP binding; ATP-dependent protein folding chaperone.
AAAGCCAUUUGAAUGCAAGCACUUUCACUUAUAUACGUACCAUAGGGUCGAUUUGCAUUUAGUCGCUUCUUUACUAAGGACCUAUUCUAAACCGGGUCCUUACCGCCCCGGACUACGUUUACACCCACCCGGACAUUACACCGACCCUAACCACACUGGCACCUAUCGGCUUCCGUACGAUUGCGACUAUUGGCCUGCGUAUGACGGUAGGGUUUUUGAUGAUGGAAUAUUGGGAUUGGAUUCAGUGAAGGCUAUCGGAUUCUCAUGGGCGUAUUGUAGUACACACAAAACGAAAGUAGACAAUUGUUUUUUGAUAAUGAUCCGAUUCAACAAAUAAAGAUGGAUUCAAAGGUUUCCAGCAAAUGUAGCAAGCUUAUAGUCGCUGCCAUCGACUUUGGAACCACAUAUUCCGGAUACGCAUUCUCUUUAAAACAUGACUGGGGUAAAGUGCUGACCAAUGCAUGGCAAGGAGGGUCACUCCUUUCUCACAAGGCCCCUACAUGCCUGCUUCUGAAGAAGGACUUCUCGAUAUCUUCGUUUGGAUACGAUGCUGAAGACAAAUAUUCAGAUCUUACAUCAGAAAACAAACACAAGGACUAUUAUUUUUUCCAGCGGUUUAAAAUGAUUCUUCAUGAAGAUGUCUCUGUAAAACGGCACAUUCAAUGCCAGGACAUUAAUGGCGAAACUAUAGAGGCUGGUAUUGUCUUUAUGCACUGCAUCAAGUACCUGAAAAAUCACCUUUAUGAAGAAAUAAAGAAAAGUUUUUUGAACACCAAGGACGAUGACAUUCAGUAUGUGUUGACUGUGCCAGCCAUAUGGGGAGACAAAGCGAAAAUGUUCAUGAGGGAAGCUGCAAUUAAGGCAGGGAUUAAACAGGAGCAUUUGGUCAUAGCGCUGGAACCAGAGGCGGCAUCUAUCUACUGCCAAUACUUGCACAUUGCUAAAGAAGACAGUGCAUCUUCGGCUUUGGGAGUCGUCAAACCAGGCACAAAGUACAUGGUGGUUGACCUCGGGGGUGGUACAGCAGAUAUCACAGUGCAUCAGAAGUGCGAAGACAAUACUUUGGAAGAAAUUCUUCCAGCAAGUGGAGGACCGUGGGGAGGAAAAUCUGUGGAUGAUUUGUUUAUAAAAUUUAUGACAGAAUUAAUGGGAGAAAAAGUUAUGAAAGAUUUUAAGAAAGAAAGCAUGGAAGAUUAUCUUGAAAUUAUGAGAACUUUUGAAACAAAGAAAAGAACUAUAAAACCCAAUAAGGAUGGGAAUACAAACAUGACUAUACCACAAGCCCUUUUUAAGUUAUGCACAAAAUCAAAUGGUGUCAAAGAUUUCAAAGAUGUCAUUGAUAAACACGAAAAGUAUAGAAAUGAUGUGAAAUAUGCUGCAGGAAAACUUAAAUGGGAAAACAAAUAUUUUCGGGGAUUUUUCAAGAAAACUAUUGACAGCAUUGUCAAACAUAUUGACGAGUUGUUUGAAGAGGAUGUUGUUAGAGAUGUUGACAUCAUCGUAAUGGUUGGAGGCUUCUCAGAAUGCAUGCUGGUUCAGGACGCAAUCAAAAAGAACUUUGAUCAGAAAAUUGUCAUUGUACCAGAGGAUGCAGGAUUAGCUGUAGUCAAGGGUGCUGUAUAUUUCGGUCAUGUCCCUGACGCCAUAUCGCGGCGAUCGGCACGGUAUACUUAUGGAAUCCAGACGUGGCCGGAAUUCAAGGCAGAUCGUCAUCCAAAGGAGAAAAAGGUCGAGAUCCAAGGAUCCAUGCGGUGUCGUGAUGUUUUCUUCAAGGUCAUCACAAAAGGUGAGAAGAUUAUGCCAGGACAUUUGAAAUCGCAAGUCUUCCAGGCCUUGAAUAGCGGGGAACAAUGUCUGGAGUGUGGCGUAUUUAUUUCCGAUUCAACGAAUCCUAAUUUUGUUGACGAUCCUGGCUGCAGAAUGCUUGGGAUUCUGCAAGUUCCAUUAUCUGGUGGGGGCGAGCAGACAACCUCUGUAAUCGAGGAAUCCUUGAUUUUUGGUGAAACUGAGUUGAGAUUUCAAGCCAGAGAUGUUUAUACUAAUGUAAACCGUGAGGUUAUUUUUGAUCUCCUCAAAGACUGAUCAAUAACUAUCCAAUGGAAGGAGACACCAUAAAGACAGUGAAUCAAUUGUGACAAGUAAAACGAUAAACAACAACAAAUACAACAAGCAUACGUGUUUAUUUAGGGGUCUCAAGUAGGUAUGGUUUAUUUUAAACCAUACAAAUUAUAUUUUGAGUCCUUUUCUUUACAAUUAUUCUCAGGUAAUUAAAUCUCCUUACUGAAGUUUGUAGACUAUUGUUUUUGCUCGGUUCUUAUUCCUUCUUCUUACUCACGCCUAAAAUUGUCCUAAGUAGCCAUUCUCCGUAACCCAUUAAUGAAAGUAUGAGAUACUCAAAGAUACAAUGUAUCAUAGGCUAAUGUAUUGAUAAACUAGUUUUGCAGAAAUGUUUUUGUUUUCAGAUGGAAGGGGGAUAUGGUACAUUGGGGGGGAGGGGGAUCUAACAUAAGAAUUCUAUGAGGAAAAUUAAUUGCAAAUUCAACAGAUAUAACUUUAAAAAAAAUAUGACAGAUAGAGUCCUAGGGUCUUCUGAAAUGAGAAGAGAAUGUCGGACCCUACAAACUAGUAUCAAGGCUAAGGGACUCCAGCGACCUUGAUCUCUGACCAUGAACAUAAAAAGUGGUAUAAUGUAACUUUAGAAUCGGGACUGAUAGCGACAUUGGGUCAUCAGAAAUGAUAAGAGAAUGGUAGGACCUACAAUUUAGGUAAAUUGACUCAGUGACCUUGACUUUGAACAUAAAACUGAUAAAUUACUCCAGAACCAGAUCUGAUUGAGGCACGGGAUCUUCAGAAAUGAUGAUGGAACCUACAAAUUAAGAUCAAGGUCAUUCAAGUGAUUCCAGUGACUUUAACCAUAAACCCUAUAUGAAUUUAGAACCGGGAUUGAUAUUGACUUUGAAUCUUCAGAAAUGAUAAGAGGUUAAAAGCUAGUAUAAAGGUUAAAUGACUCCUGUGACCUUACCUGGAUCAUAAAAACUCGUUACUUUAGAACAUAGACAGAUAGAGACAUGGACUUUUCAUGAUGUUGUGACCUACAAACUAGAGUCUGCCUUGACAUUUGACCUUGAUCAUAAAAAUCUCUUAUUACUUAGAUAUCAUUGGGACCGAUAGACAUGGAAUCUUCAAAUGUGAUAAAAGGAUGUUGUGACCUACAAACUAGUAUCAAUGUCAAGUAACCUUGAGCUUUUACUCAUAAACAUCAAAAUGUAAAUAAACAUAUUUUCGUAACUGAUUGACAGGCAUGUUCAACAAUCAAUUUUUUUAAUGUCUUUCAUUGGCACUAAUUUUGUGCAAGGAAGUUAUCAAUAUCGGGGGGGGGGGGGGGGGGGGGGGGGGGUAAUAGUACUUAGAAAAAGUCCUCUUUUAUACAGUCAAUACUUUGUUUCGGAUAUGUUUUCUAAUCAUCGUUUAUGAUAAUCGUUUGAUAUUCAUAUCUUGUCUUUCAUUUGUAGUGCUAAAAUAAAAUUCAUCAAAUAAUAA